Molecule: messenger RNA, 4506 nt
Organism: Salvelinus fontinalis (brook trout)
Lineage: Eukaryota; Metazoa; Chordata; Actinopteri; Salmoniformes; Salmonidae
Product: ceramide-1-phosphate transfer protein-like
Exons: 3
Coding region: 644-1300 (218 amino acids)
Biological process (GO): intermembrane lipid transfer; ceramide transport
Cellular component (GO): cytosol; membrane; cytoplasm
Molecular function (GO): ceramide 1-phosphate binding; ceramide 1-phosphate transfer activity
Source: RefSeq, a predicted model, not a curated record
GCUAGCUAUAUUUCUGUAUUUUGAAGAAUUGUCGAUUUACCCAGUGGUGUCACUUAACUUAGGCGUCCUGGCUGGGUGUUCAAACUAGAAUGAGUCUAAAAGUAGCUGACUAGCUAGCUAAUGUAGACUGAUUUGCCAGCUAGUAGUUAACCCUAGCGGCUAAAUUAUGAUGGACAAAGCCUUCCCUGCAAACAAAUUAUUUAGCUCGCUAGAUGGCUGCAAGAAGCAGUUUUGUUUUAGAAAGAUUGGUUAGCAGCGUGUGUUGUUGCUAGCUAGCAUUGGCCCUUAUACCAAAGAUGGUCUCAUGAGCUUAUCUGUGUUUAUACUGUUUGUUCCAACGCGCUUCACCCAUCAUUAUCGCCACCAAUUAACAAGGAUGUGCAACUGUACUGCAGUCCCCACGAACUUCGGACCUGCGCAGGGCCGUUCGCAGUGUUUUGGUCUUAAAUAGCUUCAUAAACCCCGCACAUUUCUACAAUUUCUCUUUUUAAAAUGUGAUUUAAACCUAACUACACUGCUAACCGUAUACUUUGUUUUUUGUUAUUGCAAUUUUUGCUAUUUUGUGGCUGUGGAAUCUGACUUUGUUGCUAGAAGCUAGUGGAAACCUAGCUAGUACUUCGGUGGGACGACAGAGUUUGCAACCAUGGCCGAUUCUGUAGCAGUAGAGGACCCGAAAUUCACUUUACAAGAGGUUCUUGACACUUUUAAGUCAUGCCUAUCUGAAAACAAAGAAGUAUUCCUCGAACAUUAUGUAGCAGGAUGGCUUGGUCUUGUAAGAUUCAUGAACAGCUUGGGGAGUGUGUUCUCCUUCAUCGCCAAGGAUGCUGUCAACAAGAUCCAAAUCCUGAUCAACCAUCUGAACGGUAAGAAUGGGGCCCACUACGUCACCGUCCAGUCUAUGGUCAAAUACGAACUGGACAACCAACUGGUGGACCUGACUAAGAGAGGCAGCUUCCCUGAGUCCGGCUGCCGCACCCUUCUGAGGCUGCACCGUGCCCUGCGCUGGCUGGAGCUUUUUCUUGAACGUCUGCGCACCAGCACUGAGGAAAGCAAGACCUCCGUCAUGUGCUCUGAGGCCUAUAAUGAGUCCCUCUCCCAACACCAUGCAUGGAUCAUCCGCAAGGCUGCCGGUACAGCUUUCUGGGCUCUCCCAGGGCGUGCUACGUUCUUUGAUGUGAUGAAUGUAGGUACCCCAGAGCAGGUAGUGGCCAUGCUAGGGGAUGCCCUGCCGCUCAUCUCUGAGGUGUACCAAGUGACAGAGGACCUCUAUGCCCAGAACAAUAUACUGGACUUGCCCUAGUAGGCAGGAAAUACUGUAGUAGUAGUAGUUGCCUGGUGGUCCCAGAUCUGUGUGUGUCAUCUUGCCAACUCCAAUGGAAUUGUUUAUAAGAGUUGGCAAGACAGCAUAAAUAGAUCUGAGACCACCAGGCUACUGUAGGCCUCGUAGUCCAACCAGCACAUCAAUGCUGGCAAGCCGUGCUGCUCCUUAUUGUUUCUUGGUGACAAUUUCUGGUGUAUAGAGAUGGGUGAAUUACUGUAUGUACAUUACAUUAUUAUGUAAUAAGGCAGCAUUACCCAUAUAUUUAGUUCUAAUUAGAUUUGUGAAAUGGGAUUUCUAUGGCAUUCAGUGCUGUUUUUGUGCAACACAUCUUUUUGCAUUUAAGUCUCUCCUUAAUUUGUUUAAGUAUGCAUCAGUUUUUAUCGCUCAAAGUAGGUUUUGUGUUACGAGAACAGUAUGAUUUCAUUGCGAAUGCAAUAGCAUAUUUUUAGGUUGUAUGUCUGUCUUGUCUAAUCUAAAGAUAUACAUGUCCUUAAUUGUCCCCCCACAAUGAAAUUGGGGGAGGGGGUACUGUGGAUCUGUCUCUGUCCCUUAAUACGUUCGUUCGUCACACGUGAUAUCUCGGACCGCACUGGCCCAAUUUUGACAAAUCGACAGCAAUUUUGUAGAAUGAUGCAUCUUGCCAUAGAAAUCAGGCAUUUACAAAAUUACAGUGAUUAUUCAGAUGGCGUGACAAAGGAACUGCAGCCCAUUGUUCAGAUGGGUUAAAUGGAAACUGAAAUCUGGAGACUGACUGUAGGUCUAUAACCUUAAACGUAGUCUUAAUAUUAACUCCUGCAGAAUUAAGCAUUUCUUGAAGUAAACUGAUACACCAAGUUUUACUCUGGAACAGGAGUGGAGAAAUAUGAUUGGUUUAUUUCAGCAUCUUGAGAGAAUGCAAAUGUGCAGUCUGUAGAGGUGCUAUCUUUAUCAGUGUCAUAAAAGCUGAUAGAUGUAUAUUUUAUGUGGUUGAAAUACUAAGUCGAAUGGAAAUCUUAUCAGAAAUAUGUUGGGUUGUUUUCACAGCUUUCUAUUUCCUUACAACCGGUUAAACUGAUGUCAUUUGGACAUUCUGCACAGAAAAUCUUUCCCAUUUUCUUUUGUUCUUGCAUUUUCUCCCCGGUCCCUAAAUGUCUUUGCUCUGUGAAGCAGAGAUGACAGGGGAACUUUACCGUUGUCAACUAAAUUUAAGCAAUCAUUCUAUCAUUUAUACAAUUCUGGUAAACAAGGGUUUAUUUAGGGUGUGUUUGUAAAUUCACUGGCAGUGCCAGAGUGCGCUCUGGGCAAUCUUAAAUUCAGAGCAUUGUCAGAUAGUCGGUUCACAAAUUCAGAGCGUUUCCCUCUCGGAGCGUUCAGAGUGCAAAAACGUAUUCUGCGGUAUGACUGUAGCCUACAAGGCAUUUUCUAUAUUUGCUGGUUAGGGUCAGGUGCGGGCCUCAGAUUUUAACUUUAACACAGUGGUUGCGGAUGGGUUAUUAGCAAUUGCGGGUAGGUACGUGACAGGUGAACAAACUUCUGAAUCGUGCACCACUAUCAGACAAGACUGGCUGAUUUUUGAGGAAAUUUGGGUGAAUGAUGAGUCUUGCCCAGUGGCGUUCAGUGCCGUUUAAGAUGAGGGACAACAAUUAUUUUUCAUGAGCAUGGCCUUAUUUCUAUUACAGCAUAUUGGAUGACUCUAAUUCAUAUUCCAUUCACCUAGUUCAAUGUAACAGCGAUAGGUUUAGACUACUACAUGAUACUCAAAUUUUCCCUAUACCCUAUUUCCCUAGGUUGCUACAACCUAGCCUAUGAAUGAAAGUUUACAACUUAGGUGCGUGCACACUUCGAAAGACAGGGUGUCUUAAUUAGUCCAACAGUUGCAAACAAGAGUUUCUAUUGGACAAAUUCAGGUAUGUUUGUUUCAUUUGAUUCCAUGUAAGAAACGUUUUUCAACAGAAUUGGCUGAAUGAAUACACCUCUGAUAAUGUGUAAACACCGUUCACUUUCAUAACAGCCACGUUGUAUUCCUUCUCGCAUCUCCUCUCACCUCUUCCCUCUGUUGUGGACUUCAAUGCACAACACAUCAGCUGUAUGUGACCAGGCAGAAAAAACCUUUCCAAGCCAAACCGCUACACACAGCCUACAUCAUUGUCACCAUAUUAGCUAAAGUAAUGUCAUAGUCAGCAUAGAUAAUAGAACUAAAGCGUUAGUAAACCCGCUAGAGUAAUUCAGUAACGCUACAGUGUACGGUCAGUAAGAAGUUACAUCAAAGAGGCCCCGGUGGCAAUAAAUUAGUAAUACCAAAAGCUUACCUUGGAGAAAAAAGAAAAAACAACUUGGAGUUCCAGUGUUAGGUUGGAAAGUCAUAGCCAGCUAGCUAGCAUAGCAUCCCUCUGUUUGAGAAGGGUGUUUCAGUAGGCUAAACUAGCCAGCUGCAUUUGCUAGCUAAGUGAAACUGAAAGUGGGGAAAAAGGACAAUCUCUAUUUCUCUCUUGCUUCCCCUUAAUUUGUUAAAAACUGUUCCAACUAUUGUCUUUCUCUUUGAGUCAACUACUCACCCCAUUAAAUACACUGCAGUGCUAGCUAGCUGUAGCUUAUGCUUUCAGUACUAGAUUCAUUCUCUGAUCCUUUGAUUGGGUGGACAACAUGUCCUGUUCAUGCUGCAAGAGCUCUGAUAGGCUGGUGGACGUCCUCUGGGAGUUGUCAUAAUUACUGUGUAAGUCUAUGGAAGGGGGUGAGAACCAUGAGCCUCCUAGGUUUUGUAUUGAAGUCAAUGUACCCAGAGGAGCACGGAAGCUAGCUGUACACCGGCUAUACCAUGGAAUUAUACUACAGAGUGCUGUUGAGGCUACUGUAGACCUUCAUUGCAAAAUAGUGUUUUAAUCAAUUAUUUGGUGAUGUGAUUAUAUUUAGUAUAGGUUUAUCUAAAAAGGAUAACUUUUUUAAUGUUUUACAAAUUAAAUUUUUCUGAAAUUCACUGAGGAGGAUGGUCCUCCCGUUCAUCCUCUGAGGAGCCUCCUCUGUUUUUGCCUUAAAAAUCUGUCAUUUACAAAAUUACACUGAUUGGCCCUGGGGGGGCUGCAUCAUUCGUGGGGGAUGACAUGUUUACUGUUGCCUUGUUUGUUUAAAAUAUGUACCACUUGAUCUUACAGUUUGGCAUUUUUUCUGUUGACUAUGAAUGAAUGAAAUUUAACACUGAGACCUGAUAA